AUGGAUAUUAUUUCAAUUAAUGAGACAAAUUUACAUGAAAAAACUCAAUUUCAAUUACCUGGAUUUAAUAUUUUUCGUUUUGAUCGUUCUGUCAAAAAAGGUGGUGGUGUUCUUCUUGCAAUAAGAAAGGAAAUAUCAUAUUAUGAAGUUUUUUCUCAAAAUAUUGACAACAAUGAAUGUGUUGCUGUACAAAUAAGUACACAAAGUGGUACACUUUUAAUCUGCUCUAUUUAUAUACCACCUCAAAUAAAAAUUUCUUCACGAUUAUUUGAUCAACUUCUAAAUAUGAAUAAUAAUUGUUUAAUAAUGGGGGACCUUAAUGCAGCAUCAACUUUAUUAGGUUCACGUAAAACAAAUAGUAAAGGAAUUCAAUUACAAGAGUUAUUGAAUAACACUGCAUUCUCUUGUAUCGAUGAUAAUAUAACUACAUAUGAACGAAAUAAUUACGAAGAAAAAUUAGAUUGGAUUUUAGCAACUCGACCUAUUAUCUUCUGUAUCAAUAAUGUUAAUACUCAUAUGCCUCUUGGUACUGUUAGUGGUCAUAAACCUUUAGCAUUUGAUUUAAUGAUAAUGGCUGAUGAUAAACCACCAUCACCACGAAUUCAAUUUUCAUUUAGAUUAGCAAAUUGGUCUCUUUAUCGUCAUAUUUUAAAUGAAAAGUUAAUGCAGUGGGAUGUGAAUCGCAAAAUUGUUUCUACAAAUGAUAUCGAUGAAUAUACAACUUUUAUUAGUGAAAGUAUUGUAGCAGCAGCUCGUUCAGCUAUUCCUCAAAGUUCUGGUAAAAUUAACAUUGAAAUAAGUCCAGUCACCAAACAUCUCAUCAAUCUAAAACAUCAAUUCUAUCGUAGCUGGAAGAAAUAUGGUGUAGGAAACUAG
Messenger RNA from Adineta steineri, 876 nucleotides. The record is from the annotation of a GenBank genome assembly. NCBI's taxonomy places the organism in Eukaryota, Metazoa, Rotifera, Eurotatoria, Adinetida, Adinetidae.